GGGGCUGUGCCGACCGUGGGACCGCGAGCCCAGAGGAGGCUCCGGUACGGAGGCAGGGGGAGGCCUGGGCUCGGCAGCGUUCGGAGAAGGGAAUCCUGGCAUCCUGGGCCGGCUUCUCACUGAGGACCCGAGAAGUGACUUAGCCAAGCCCACCACCGCACCCGGGAGCUGGAUGGGCACCCUAGGCCCACAUCCUUCCCAGCGUUCGGCCGAUUCCUAACAUAAGGCGAUGCUUUCUCAGGGAUUGGAGCCGGGAGCCCCCCCGGGCGGUCGGGAGGCCUCUUGGGGUCCCGCCGAGGGUCCCUUCCGGCUGUGGGAUUUAGCAGAGGGAAGGAAGGCAGCCGCAAGAGCGGGGGGCGGCAGAGGGGACGUGGCCAGGACCUGUCCUCGGGCUGCAGAAGCACCGUCUCCCCCGGAGGCCCCUGGCCCGGAGACAUCGGGGUCUCUGCCCCAUAAUGCACCUCCCCCCCAGUGGCUAAUGCGUGAGUCCCUCCCUGAGAAGGAAGCGGGCACCCGGGCGCAUGGAGCAGCCCCUUCUCCCUCCCUCACCCUCAUGAUGGCUUUGCUCUCCGCGGCUCCAGAGCCCGAGUGAAAGGGACCUCUUCCACCUAGAAAGGCCCCCCGCAGGCGGGGCCGGGGCAGGCUGCGCGGGGGUGGCUCAGAAACCAGGACCCUGAAGCGCACAGGAAGAAGUUCCCUAUCCAGGGUCUCACAAUCUUAAGGGGCAGAGCUGGCCAGGUCCUCCCGGAGCGAGCCCGCUCCUUCCCACGUCUGCGAGUCGCCCCUUCCUGACUGUCCCUCAGACCCAGCUCACCCACACUCGCCCCCGAACCAGCCCCGACCACAAGCCCCCGCCCCCCGAGGAUGCGCCUGGGCCCAGGGCCACCGCGAUCCCGCCUCUUUCAUCCUUCGCCCCGAACCUAAAACCUUGGAAGAGAUCUCAGCCGCCAGCAGCUCGAACCUCCCCGGGCCGACCCGGCCGCCGGCUUAAUCCCACUCAAGCCCAGCCCUGAGCCCGAGCCCGGCCGCUCUCCGGCUGCUUCACCCUCGUCCUCGGAUGUGACUCAGCCCAACCCAAAGAGGCCGCCAUCAUGGUCCCGUCGGCGGCUCCCAGGAAACCCGGCCUCGUCCCGGAGCCUCCACACCUUGGGGCGCACACGGCCCCGGCCCUUCCGCCCCGCCCUGCAAAGGCCGGGGAGCACCCCUGACUCAGACCCCACGCUCAAGCCAAACCUGCUCUGUCGGACUCCCCAAGUCGGAAGGGGCCCCGACCUCCCCUGGGGCGUCCCCUGGAGCAGAGCCCGGGAUCCCCGGGAGGCUCCACGCCUGCACCCCACUCCCGGGACCGGAUUCCCCCCCCUUUCCACUUAAAGGCCCCCCCCAAUUUGGCUGCCCCCGCUCUCCCUCUGGAGGCCCCAGGGCAGGAGUGGGAGAGGUCACCAGGCUCCCCUUCACACCUCAAGACCAGAUUCACACGGAACAGGCAGGGAAACUGAGAAAGGGAUGGGGACAUACGAUGGCCAGAACCGAGGCCGGGAGAUGAGGGCCUCCUCCCUUCCGGCCCCCGAGGCUGCCCCCACUCGGCCACACUCGGGCAGCCCCGGACACUGGGGCCAGACGGCUCUCAGCUAACGCUCCCCCGUGGCCACAGACACAAAGGGGUACAGAGGCUCACGCUCACACACACUCACACUCAGUCACACACACUCACACUCAGUCACACACACGCUCGCACUCACACUCAGUCACACACACUCACGCUCACACUCAGUCACACACACUCACACUCACACUCAGUCACACACAUACCAUCACACACACUCACAUUCAUUCACUCACACACACUUACAUUCACACACUUACACUCACACUCAGUCACACACUAACACACACUCACACUCAGUCACACACACUCACACUCACACUCAGUCACACACAUGCUCGCACUCACACUCAGUUACACACACACUCGCACUCACACUCAGUCACAUACACACUCACACUCAGUCACACACACGCUCACACUCACACUCAGUCACACACGCUCACACUCACACUCAGUCACACACACGCUCACACUCAGUCACACACACUCACGCUCACACUCAGUCACACACACUCACACUCACACUCAGUCACACACAUACCAUCACACACACUCACAUUCAUUCACUCACACACACUUACACUCACACACUUACACUCACACUCAGUCACAUACUCAUUCACUCACACACACUUACACAUUCACACACACACUCACACUCAGUCACACCCACUCACACACUUACACACACCCACACUCAGUCACACUUACACACUCACACUCACGCCUCCACACGGGCCAGAAACCGUCCGCAGACGCCGUCCCUCUGGGUCUCUGCUACCCCCCUUCCCAGCCAGAGGUGGGCACAGCCCCCGCGGUGCCCACUGCCCCCCCCUCAGGCUCUGACUCGGUCGCUCUCUCGCCCACAGGGGACUCGUGGGGGAUGCUGGCUUGUCUGUGCACCGUGCUCUGGCACCUCCCGGCGGUUCCGGCCCUCAAUCGCACAGGGGAUCCGGGGCCCGGCCCCUCCAUCCAGAAGACCUAUGACCUCACUCGCUACCUGGAGCACCAGCUCCGCAGCCUGGCCGGCACCUAUCUGAACUACCUGGGCCCCCCCUUCAACGAGCCUGACUUCAACCCGCCCAGGCUGAGCGCCGAGGCCCUCCCCAGCGCCACGGUCAACCUGGACGUGUGGCGGAGCCUCAACGACCGCCUGCGGCUGGCUCAGAACUACCAGGCCUACAGCCACCUGCUCUGCUACCUGCGGGGCCUGGACCGCCACGCGGCCACGGCCGAGCUCCGGCGCAGCCUGGGCCACUUCUGCACCAGCCUGCAGGGCCUGCUGGGCAGCAUCGCCGGCGUCAUGGCCGCCCUGGGCUACCCGCUGCCCCCCCAGGGGGCCGAGCCCGCCUGGGCCCCCAGCCCUUCCCACAGUGACUUCCUCCAGAAGAUGGAUGACUUCUGGCUGCUGAAGGAGCUGCAGACCUGGCUCUGGCGCUCGGCCAAAGACUUCAACCGGCUCAAGAAGAAGAUGCAGUCCUCGGCGCCGGCGGUCACUCUGCGCCUGGAGGUCCCUGCUUCUGACCUCUGACCUCCGACCUCCCUUCUCCGCCUUCGCAGUGAGCUUCCCCCCCUCCUAGGGAGGAGCCCCCCCCAUUCUCACAGAAAGUGAUGCAAUAAAGGCCCCCUCAGGGAGCCAGGGGCAAGGCGGGGAGAGUGGACAGUGCUCAGGCUCCAGGCUCCCAGCAUCCCAGCCGGCUGCGGCGAUUGGCGCAGUCAGACAAGGAAAGGGGGGGCUCACUGCGCGAAGUGCCUUAUGGGGGCAAGCCUCCUGACCAUCCCUCCUCCCAUCUCCUCACCUUAAGCCACCCCACGCUUCCAAUUUGGGGAAAACGGAGUGACCCAGGGUCCAAAGCAGGAAGAGAUGAGAAUCCCCCAAAACCAAAGAAGCGGGGGGCCGAGGCGGCCCCCGGGGGUUCCCUCUCACCAAAAGCCACGGUGACGCCGAACACGGCACGGGCGGUAGCUUCGCCUCCCAGUUCUCCUUAACACGCGAGGGGCUCCCCUCUCCCUGGGGCGCCCCGCCCAGCCCCCGUGGGACAGCCAAAGUCACAGAAUUGCCUAAAAGUUUACAUUGUUGAGGACGGUAGCAUUUGGGGGAUGACAAGAGGGCGGCUCCCUUGGGCCAGCCCCCAGCCCCAUCCACUCACGACUCUCAGUUUGUUCGUAUUAAUAUUUAUUUAUUUGGAGACGUUAUUUAUUAGAUGGUAUUUAUUGCAGAAUUUCUAUUCUUGUAUUAACAAAUAAAAUGCUUUCCCCAGA
Messenger RNA from Antechinus flavipes (yellow-footed antechinus), 3868 nucleotides. It is a transcript of the gene CLCF1, whose product is annotated as cardiotrophin like cytokine factor 1. The record is from RefSeq and is a predicted model, not a curated record. NCBI's taxonomy places the organism in Eukaryota, Metazoa, Chordata, Mammalia, Dasyuromorphia, Dasyuridae. The coding region runs from base 1938 to 3137 and encodes 399 amino acids. The transcript is spliced from 2 exons.